Messenger RNA from Lodderomyces jiufengensis, 2265 nucleotides. Its product is annotated as CCR4-Not complex 3'-5'-exoribonuclease subunit Ccr4. The transcript has a single exon. The record is from RefSeq and is a predicted model, not a curated record. Gene Ontology annotation, biological process: nuclear-transcribed mRNA poly(A) tail shortening. Gene Ontology annotation, cellular component: nucleus; cytoplasm; CCR4-NOT complex. Bases 1 to 2265 code for a protein of 754 amino acids. NCBI's taxonomy places the organism in Eukaryota, Fungi, Ascomycota, Pichiomycetes, Serinales, Debaryomycetaceae. Gene Ontology annotation, molecular function: protein binding; poly(A)-specific ribonuclease activity.
AUGAACAUGAAUCUAGCUAGUAAAUAUCAAGUGCAAGGACAAGGUCAACCACAAUCAAAUCUACAAGCUCAGCAAAUAUUGUUGCAACAAUUACAUCAAGGUCAAUCACUUCCUCAACAAAAUCAACAACAAAAUAAUUCGACGAACGGCCUAGGUGCUGGGUUCCAACCAAAUGAAAGUUAUAAUAAUGACAAUCAAAACCUUUAUCAAAAUUAUCAACGUAAUCAAUUACAGCAGCAGCAGCAACAACAACAACAACAACAGCAGCAAUAUUUUCCACAAUUUCAACAACAGAAUCAAUCUAAUAAUAAUCAUUUAACUUCACAGUUACUGCAACCACCCCAGCCACAACAACUUCCUAGACAACUUCCCCAUUUACAACAACAGCAACAACAAUUUUAUAAUCAACAAGCAAUCAAACCUCAACAACUCCAGCAACAAAUCCAAUUACAAGGUGGUCAAGUUCAAACAUCAAUUCAAAAAAAUUCAACAACUGUGGAAAAUCCAAACUCAAUCCAUUGGCAACAUCAACAACAAUUAUGUCAAGUAUCGAGAUCAUCAAAUAUACCUCAUUAUUACGCAAGACAAUAUGCAUCAAAUUCUAGAAAAAACCCAUAUGAUACAAAAUCAGUUGGAUUAAUAGAGGCAACUAAAGUUGUUAUUGGGAAAUUAGAUGAACAAAAAUUAAAUGAUACACCAACUAGUUCAUCUGCAUUAUUACAUAAUAAAAAAACUUCACAAGAUGAUGAUUUAAUGGAAGAACAACGUAUGAGAUUAAAAACUCAAGGUCGUCAAUUAUGGUGUCAAUUAGAUUUGAGUGGACAAGGUUUAGUUAGUAUAUCACCAAAAUUAUUUCAUUAUGAUUUCUUGGAGUCAUUAUAUUUAAAUAAUAAUAAAUUAAUUACAAUUCCAUCAGAAAUAAGUAAAUUAAGAAGUUUAAGGACAUUAGAUUUAUCACAUAAUAGAAUUAGUGAAUUACCAUAUGAAUUAGGAUUAUGUUUUAAUUUAAGAUAUUUAUUUUUAUUUGAUAAUAAUAUUAAAAAUUUCCCAAGUUCAUUUGGUAAUUUAAUAGAACUUUUAUUUUUAGGAGUAGAAGGUAAUCCACUUGAUUUAAAUGUUGCAAAUUUAAUUGCUGAAAAGGGUACAAAAGAAUUAAUAGCUACUAUAAGGGAUCAAAAGACUUCAAGAAUACCAGAACCAAGAAAAUGGCUUACAAUCGAAGAUGGGGAAGUUGUUGAUUCAUCAAAUUAUAAAGCUGAGAAAAGUGCAAGCGAUUCUUUUACUGUAUUAUCAUAUAACACAUUAUGUCAACAUUAUGCAACUCCUAGAAUGUAUAAAUAUACACCAUCUUGGGCAUUACAAUGGGACUAUAGAAAAGCAGCACUUGAGAAAGAAAUUUUAGGAUAUGGUACAGAUGUAAUUUGUAUGCAAGAAGUUGAAACCAAGACAUAUCAAGAUUUCUGGGCUCCACUAUUAGCACAAAAAGGGUACAAGGGUUUAUUUUAUAAUAAGACGAGAUCAAAAACAAUGAGUGAAAAUGAUGCCAAAAAAGUAGAUGGUUGUGCAUUUUUCUACAAGAUUGAUAAAUUUACCUUAGUGCAUAAACAAAAUUUUGAAUAUAAUAGUGUUUGUAUGGGAUCAGAUAAAUACAAAAAGACAAAAGAUUUAUUCAAUAGGUUUAUGAAUAAAGAUAAUAUUGCAUUAAUCUUGUAUCUUCAACAUAAGGAUACUGGUGAAAAAAUAUGUUUUGUAAAUACACAUUUACAUUGGGAUCCAGCUUUCAAUGAUGUUAAAGCAUUACAAAUUGGUAUAUUAUUAGAAGAAUUACAAGGACUUAUCAAAAAAUAUCAACAUGCAAGUUCAAUAGAAGAAGUUAAAAAUGCAUCAAUAAUAGUAUGUGGAGAUUUUAAUUCAGUUAAAAAAUCAGCAGUUUAUCAAAUGUUUUCAACAGGUACUUCUAAAAGUCAUGAUGAUUUAUCAGGUAGAGACUAUGGAAAAUUUACAGAAUCUGGGUUCCAUCAUCCAUUUAAACUAAAAUCUGCUUAUGAAUCUUUAGGAGAAUUACCUUUCACAAAUUUAACUCCAGCUUUUACAGACAAUAUUGAUUAUGUAUGGUAUUCAACUUCAAAUUUACAAAUUAAAGGAUUAUUGGGAAAAGUUGAUGAAAAUUAUGCUUCUAACUCAAUAGGUUUUCCUGAUGCUAAUUUCCCAUCUGAUCAUGUACCAAUAUUAGCCAAUUUUCAAAUUAAAUCAAAACCAAAUUAA